CCUUCAUGCGUCUUUAUCAAUCUUUUAUUGGUUGGAAAAGCUCCGCGUCCGCUUGGCGUCUCGAAUCACCUCAUAACGCGGUUGGCAAGCUUAGUACUUGCUCGACUAAGCUUAUCGUUUUACUUUCUGAAAUCUUCUCGACUGCUUCUACAUACGUAUGAGAUAGGGCUAAAGUGGUCACAAACCGUAGCUGCUAUGAUAAUCAUCUUCCGCCGCUUCGCUACUUGCAAAAAUAAAUUUUCCAAUGCUCUGAAAAUAAUCUAAAUUCUUCUAGCGCUACCUGGAGAACACGCACCUAGAAACUGAAUUUUCCCAGCCAUGGUCACUUUAGCGUCGGCGCCGUCAUCUUCGUUUUCCGCAAGCCAACGGCAGGAGCGGAAGCGCGACAAGAUGCGGCAUUCGAUGGUUGACAUUGCGCUCGUUGCGUGGGAGCACUGCACCCGGAAAAAUUUGCUGCCGCUGGCCUGCUAUGUCUGCCUCGUCGGAUCGGUCCUCGCGUUCUGCACGUAAAAUUUCCUCUGUUUUUUGUCCAUUUUUCGGCCGUUCGUUUCCGUUCGUUCACAGUCAAGAUUCAAGAAAAACUGACAGUCAAGAGGACCUUUUUCAUGAUAUGUCACAAGACCACAGAGGAAAAGCAACACACACCAACCCUUACAACUAGGUGGAUCGAGUUCGACCUGUUCAAGUUUCUGAUCAAGAAGCGGUACCGCAACGCCAUCUAUAUGUGGGCAGUGCACGUAUUUAUCGCGAUUAUCACCUGCAAGUACUACUACAACGAGCGGGUUCGGGACGUGUUGAAGCGGUGGAUGGUUAAGUGUGUCAUCCUGAAGCGAAAGGAGCGGCAGUCCUUCUUCUACUACAGCACCACGUCGCGCCGCACGGUCGCGACCCAGUGCUCCCUGCUGUCGCCGGAAGAGGAGAGUAGAAAUGGAAGCAAGGACGACAGUGCUGGUGCAACUGACGACGCAGAAGCAGAGUCCUCGCCGUCGUCAUCCGGUUCGCAGCGCAGCCGCGCCGGGUCGGACGACGAGGUCAAGAUGGAGGCGUUUGCGGGCCUCGAGCCCUCCGAAGAGGAGCGCAGCAUCGUGCGGACAAACUUCUUUGCAGCGAUGGGCAUCUACGCGGUCGUGUUCGUUGCACAUGUGCUCUCACUCGUGAUGUGCUUGCUGCUCACGUUCACCUUGGUGCCGGUGUACUCGCUUGUGAAAGACACCGUCGACUUCUUCUACGCCAUCGGGGCGCGCUUUUCGCUCGCCUUCUCCUCGAAGCGUGAGGAGCCACAAGCGAGCCUGGUGCACGACACGGGGAUAAAGACAGAAGGCGACAGCGCCACCGUGGGAAGUGAUGAGCAACAGGUGACGAAGAAAAGAUGAUAGAGUGCUACUUACCUGUGUGAAGCUGCUGCUUUGCUUAGUGAAGUAGGCACAUUCUUCAGUUACUCCCUUAUUUUCAAACGAACUGCAAACGUCUACCGUAAAGCUAAGGCAAAUCAAAGAAACACUCGCAAGAAAUGAAUCAGGUUGCAUGUGACUUCCCAGCGCAAGUAAAGUCCAUCUGGAUGACGGAAGAAAACAAGCGGCUGCUGAAGGCGCAGAACCCGCGGCUCGGGCAGGAAAGGCUGAAGAUCCUCCUGAUCUGCGAGUACGCGCCGUGCGAGUUCCACGGGAUGGCGGUACGCCUGAAAAAUUGCGUACGGGAACUGAGUAAGGAUCACGAUGUCCGGAUCAUGACCUCGAGAAACAAGGAGCAACUGCAGAAGGAGGGCUUCAACGAUGUGCACACCAUCGACUUGUACCGACAGAUGGGCUAUCAAAUGCAAAAAUGUCUGGGUCUGGGAGGAUGGAACUUGUGAUGCGUCCUGUGGGUUACACAAAAAUCUGUGCUGCGUGAUUGCCAAAAGUUGUCCUUUUUUGACCAAAAUGAGCGGGAGUUUCUUAUGCAGGAUAAGCAUGAUAGAGACAUCGCAGAAGUUGUCAUGGUAGGUCCUGCAUCCCAGACCUCAUGGGGCAUGGAAAAUAUGCAUGACAAGUCUGCAUUCUUCCAGACCCAGACAUUUUUACAUUUGAUAUGGGCUACUGCGUCCAGAACUUGUGGAACCCGGGAAACAAGCUGGUAACAUGAUAUCGAUGGAUUUUCAUCUGAAAUGGUGAAAAUGCGAAAAAGCAUGUUUCUAGGAGCACAAUGUCGCAUAUGGUGCAAAUUUACUGGUGGAAAUCAAAUCUUAAUCUUCACACAGUGGUACGCGCCAAACCUGAAUCUGGUCGAGAACUUCUUCGAUUUUCAACCCGACGUGGUCCACGUUUUCUACCCCUGCAUCGUGACACUCCCCGUCUUCGCGCUGAGCUACUUGCUCGAUGUUCCCGUCUACUGCUCCCACCACGUAGACAUGACUUACUACAUCGGGAAGUACUGGAAGAGCGCGCUCUGCCGGCGGAUGUGUUACUUUUGGUACACGUUGCACGCGCGCCUCCCGGCCUACCUCCUCGGCGACAUCAACGUGGCCCCAACGAAGAACGCCCUGGACAAGGAGUUCGAGGUCCUGUACGCGAACAGUUUUUUGCGCAAGUGCGUCCAGCUCUACGAGUCGUUUGGGUGCUUGUCCUUUCCCGACGACAGCCCGGUGUACGCGGAUCUGCAGCGGCAGCACCUGGCGCAGCAACGUGAGGAAGAGCUGCAGCUCGCCGCGGAGGAGGAAUACGCGCAGCAGUUUGACUUCGUCAACACUUUGGAGAUGGACAGUAACUACCCACCCCUGCCGCCGUCCUCCGCGCGGUCGUUUGAGCUGACCGCGUGUGACAGUCCGUGCACGACGGCAUCGCACCGCUCGGACAGCGACGGCGAGGAAGAAGAGCUGCCGGAGGUCAGCCUGGACGAAUUUCGACAGAUGACAAAGUGCACAACAACUACUAGUACUACUGCGUCGCCGGCUCCGUCCUCAUCUGCACAAAUUUUGAGCAACAAUUCUUUCAGCAAAUCUUCUUCUGGUGCCAGCAGCAGCUGCGGCAGUGCCGACGGGAGUCCGCAAGUAAGCAGGAGAACAACGACAAAAGACCACGAGCUGCUGCGCGACUCGCCGCAGAUUCUGAACCUCUCGCCGAACAAAAUUGACAAGCUGAGCUUUGGCGAGAAGCUGCGCGCCUCCGCGAGAAACUUUACUCCCGAGUACUUGCAAAAGUACAUGCUGCAGCGCGGACUAGAGGGAAGUAACGAUACGGGCAGCAGUUGUUGUGCGGUCGAGCAAAUGAACCCGCCCAACCCGUCGGGUUCUGCGAUCCGCAAAUCCGUCUCCCUCGACAGUUUGGAAGAUAGAAUGACCGCCAGUACGUAUUCCGGCAUGUCGGAAGACCUUACCAGCUCGCGAAUGACAGUCGAGACGAGCAGCAGAAGAGCUAGCGGAAACAACUUUCUCCCCGGCGGUAGUAAGCUGCAAGCCGGGCCGUCCUUUGACUUCUCGGACUUUAUCAUUCCAACCUCCGUGGGCUCGUCGUUUCGCGGAUCCGAUGCUGGAGCGGUAGCGGGGAAUGCGACUGCCGCAAAAACGCCUGUGCUCGCGGAAACCAGCCAGAACCUGAUUCGCGGAAACAUUCCAAUGCACAAGGACGCGAAAAUCAUCCUCAUGGUGCAACGGGUAAGGACAUAAUUGAUUCCUUACGAAGCCUUUUUUUACUACGGAAUGAAAGAAGUGCAAGAAUGAACGUGGAUGUGAUUUUUCCAAAGUACAUCACAAGUCAAGUCAAGCAGUUUGCAGCUAAGAACAUGUACGUAGGCAGUUGGUGCUACAAGAGCAAUAACCAUGAACUCUCUCAGGUUGCCCCCGAGAAGCGCGUCGAAAUGGCGCUGCGCCAGAUGCCCAAGCUGGUUGGAAAAUUUCACUUGGUGGUCGUUGGUGAUGGCCCGGCUUUCCAGCACUGCGUUGACGUCACCACAAAACUGUACCAGUGUGGGGAAAAGAACAUUCUGCAGAAGAACUUUUUGUUCCAAGACAACGACGAAAAGAAGACGAAGGUAUCGCAUGAUCAAUCGCACUUGAGCAAAGACAUCAACGUCACCUUUCUCGGAAUGGUCGCAAACGCUAGACUCCCGGUGCUGUACCAAAACGCGGAUUUCUUUCUCAGCUGUGCGGUGUCGGAAACCUUCGGUACUAUUAAAGCAGAAUUUAAAAUAUUUGGAUAAUUAGUAGUUUUUGCUGCUGUUGUUUGCUUCAUUCGGUCUGUUCGUGUUUUCCCUGUGCCUGCGUGGUAGUUUGCGUCGAGUUGGCGCUACUCAUUUUCAAGACGAUGACAAGCUGCUGGUGUUUAGUACUGUGUCACGUGAUGAAGAACAGCGAGCAAAAGAACCUCUCAGCGCCUCACGACCCAUCAAAACAAAACAGGCAUCACCGUAAUCGAAGCGCUCUCGUGCAACCUGGUGCCGCUGCUGGCCCGUUGCCAGGUCUUCGAGGAGCUGUACCGGGACUCGAAAUUCAUCACGGACUGCAUGUUCAACACGGAGCAGGAGCUCCUGGACACGUUAACCCGCCUCGCCGACAGGAAAGAGCGCAUUCCGUCCGGCGAGGAGUUGCGGUUUCAGCUGCGAAACAGCAUUUUCUUCUCUUGGGACCAGGCCGCAAAAACCCUGGUGUCGCAAUACCGACAGUGCCAAAAGGUGCGAGCAGCGUUCACGUAAGAAUUGCGCAGGCGCAGCGAGCAACAAAAAAUACUCGCUUUUGUCUAAGUGUCACGCGAUGACAGCAGCUUUUGUGGGCUGUAGUUUCACCAUGCUUCGACAUUCUAACUCGUAGUCGUACGUUCCUGGUUGCAAGAGAAGCGACGCUGCGUUAGACUUUCGUCUCAACACGAAAAGGAAAACACAUUUAAAGUAGAAGCAGCUACUGCUACGUACAUAAGUGCUUAACGAGAUUAGGUGGGCGCCGUAAUUCCGAAAGCGAGAUGGGGAUUCAUUCGCAGUCCAAGGCGACAAAAAAUAGUGCUUGUCCAUUACAUGACGGAUGACUACUUCUACAAGAAAAAGAAUUUAUUUCGAUUGCUGACUGUGUUGCCGACGUAGCCGUCACCUGUUGGUCGUCAUCGCUGACGAUAAUCAGUAGAGUUACGCUUUCGUUGCAAGACCAUGCGCCAUGAUCUUCACGAAAUGGAACACGACAGUUGGGAAGCGUAAAGAUAUAGAAAAAAAUAUGCGCCUUCUAGAAAAACAAAGAAGUACAUUAUCUUCUACCUCUAAAAAUGUCUCGAGCUUCCUUCAGCCGGCAGAGCCCCAUCUAUAUUUUCAGCCAUCAAGGCGGAAGUUCAGCCUAUAAAUAUAUAUUGAUAUAGUACGUAGCUUUUUCCCUCCCCGAUUGCCAGAAUUGGCUUAGUUAUUACCUAAAAGCAGAAGCAAGCAUUCCUUCGCGAAAGCCUCCGAAGAAGAGUGCAGCGCAUCCUAGAGGAGCUUUGUUUUUUUUUUCCGCGAGGCUUUGAAAAUCUGGUGGCGCAGCGGCAGCUAGUAGGUACUCAUCAAACACGCUCUAUCAAUUUCAUGCCAGUUUUUUACUACGCUGCGUCUGCCGCUGCCGCAAAGCCCGCGGCCACUCUGCGCUUGAGGCGUUCAAUUGUGCAGAUGGUGUAUCACGGCGGCAGAAAGUAUAGGCGAUAUUUUCGCGCUCGCGCAGAGCUGCUACUCUAUCGAAGUGAUGAACACGAGAAAUACCACCGCUUUAUUGAAACAUUGUGGAUGCCGUAGCUUAUCCUUGUUGCUUAGUUGACGAGUACUUUGGGUUUGGGUCGACAACUGUCGAUAAUGAAGAUUUGUUUUACUUGACCGACCUCCUCGAGGAGCUUCUCUACCACAUAACACUAUUCAAAUUAGGGCGGAAAAAUCGGCAAAUCUCAUCAUUUUUGCAUGCGAACACUUUGGGGGGGUAAAAAAAGUUACUCUUUUGGGUUUGUAACUAUUUCUCUUUUUCCUCAUCGUCGUGUGCGAAUCAUCUUCAGCCUUCGUUGUCACUGUCCACCAUUAGGUCCUGUCCUUUUUUGAGUGUGAAUCUCAUCACUUUGUUGAAAUUGUUCAAGCCCGUGUCCUACCAACACGGGCAACACUUCCCCCUCUGCCCAAUCCAGUCCUGGACGCGAUCCCAGGUCUUGCCAUCGUCCUCCAUGUCGAUGCCGACAGUUGUAGUGAUGGCCUUGGCGGUCGAAGCUGCCUUUUGCUGUGUCCCGGGAACGAUGUUAUCCUGCUCCUCGUCCUCCUCUUCCGCGCCCUCCGGUACAAAGCGCAGCCGGCCACCGGUACUGCUAUUGGUACAUUUUCCGAGCCACACUGCCCCCAGACGGUCGUGGCACUGCGAGCAAGAAACGUCUGCCAUGUGUCGCUCCGGGUUUUUUGCAACGCCUUUCGCCCGGGUCAGCUCCCUCUCGUUGUCCUGAAGGCGCGUCGCGGCCGGUUGUGCCACCUCCCUCUCCCGUCUUGGUGAGCGUUCGCGCCGGGGCGCAGCUUCAGGACGCUUCGGCUCAGGGAAGGUGUACUCACGCUGGACCUGCUGGUUGGGUGGUGGAAGGAUUCGUGGCAGGACGCCGGUUAGGUCUUCGUUCGUCCACUGUCCCUCGAGCUCCUCCCGUGUUAGUUUUUCCAGUCGCAGGGAGAUACGGCCGCUGCACAGAAAAACUAGCCCUGCCCCGGGCCUGGUGUGGGUUUUGAAUAUUGCAGCAAGGGGAGCCCCUGAACACAAAUGUUCUUUCACGGUCGCCAUAAGGGCUUUUGCGCCCCACAGGGCCCGCGCGGCCCUGUGUGGCGCGGCUGUGCCUUUUGCGCGCGGCCCCUGCCUAGGGGCCGGCGGCGCGCACUGCCAGGGCCCAAGUAGAGCAGGAAACAAGAAAACGCAAAGGGGGCGGCAGCCGCGCUCCUCUGCAUAGCAGUCGCGCAGCUGCUCAUGCUUGUUUGGGUAGUUGCAUUGCUGCGCCACUUCCGUGGCGGGCUGUAGAACGAGGGCUCAGAGGGAUGAAGCAAUCGCUGGUGAAUUGAUCUCGCUUGCGCUGUCGCAAUAGGCACAGAAACAUAGAAAGGCUGAGGGAUGUGAAAACAAUGGACCUCCUCAAGAUUUCGGAACUGUGAUCUGGUUGCAUACUUGACCGACCUCCUCGAGGAGCUUCUCUACCACAUAACACUAUUCAAAGAUACUUAAAUACAUCUUGAAAAAAAAAGGACUUAUUUAUACUAAACACGGGCACGGCAUACAAUAGGAUAAAACUGCAGAAGUACCCGCUACCCCACGGCAACUACACCUGGCCUUUCUAUCAGGUGCUCCUUCGAUUUUUAACAGGGUCUUGUGCUGGGUAUUUUUUCCCCGCUCAGUACAGGAGGAACUCCAUCGGGGCUUGUUGUCACCUUUGCUACCAAUUCAGCCACAUUGUUCUAAGAAAUAUAUCAAGAAUGAUUCUGCAAUAUGAACCACUGUAUAUUACAUGUUGACGCUGUAGCUGGAUAUGUUUUUGCGCUCCUUGUAUACUACAAUUUCAAUUUCGCACAUUGUGAUUGGAUCCUCAAAAAUACGAAGGGUCCUUCGGGCUCUAUUUACCCUUCGUACUUUCUACUAGCGGCUCGUUCUUGGUAGAAUGAAUUUUCAUACCGAAGGAAUUCGAGGGCGGGUUUUUGCAGGAAGGAGAAGCAGGAACAGGAUUCCGAUUCGAGUCACGAAAUCAAAUGAAAGAAGAAUAUGAAAACAGGGAAACUCAAAGAAUUUACAAAGACGACAU
Messenger RNA from Amoebophrya sp. A120, 7727 nucleotides. The record is from the annotation of a GenBank genome assembly. Lineage: Eukaryota; Dinophyceae; Syndiniales; Amoebophryaceae.